Cicer arietinum (chickpea) is the source of this 2428-nucleotide messenger RNA. The record is from RefSeq and is a predicted model, not a curated record. NCBI's taxonomy places the organism in Eukaryota, Viridiplantae, Streptophyta, Magnoliopsida, Fabales, Fabaceae.
CUCUCUCUUAAUAUGAGCCAAAUGUACAUGAGAAUUUGUUUAAGCACAAAAACAAAAGAGACACUCUCUCUUACAUAGAAAACAUCAAACCAAUUAAAACCACACCCUUCUCCUCCAUCAACCAAAACAAAACAAAACACCUCCAUUUUCGUUUUUUCAUUCAUCGAUGGCGGACGUGCUUUCUCAAAAGGCAAAAACACCAUCAAAGAAAGAAACAUCGAGUCUUUUACUUGGUCGAUUCGAAAUUGGGAAGCUCCUUGGCCAUGGAACCUUUGCGAAGGUUUACUACGCUAGAAACAUCAAAACCGGUGAAGGUGUAGCUAUAAAAGUAAUCGACAAAGAGAAAAUCCUAAAGGGUGGUUUGGUUGCACACAUAAAACGCGAGAUCUCAAUUCUUCGCCGUGUUCGUCACCCUAACAUCGUCCAACUGUUUGAGGUAAUGGCUACAAAAACAAAGAUCUAUUUUGUAAUGGAAUAUGUUCGUGGGGGUGAACUUUUCAAUAAGGUUGCAAAGGGUAGAUUGAAAGAAGAGGUUGCUAGAAAGUAUUUUCAACAAUUGAUCUCAGCCGUUGGUUUUUGUCAUGCUAGAGGGGUUUACCAUAGAGAUCUAAAGCCUGAAAAUUUGUUGCUUGAUGAGAAUGGUAAUUUAAAAGUAUCUGAUUUUGGUUUAAGUGCUGUUUCUGAUCAAAUUCGACAAGAUGGUUUGUUUCAUACUUUUUGUGGCACACCUGCUUAUGUUGCUCCUGAGGUUUUGGCUAGGAAAGGUUAUGAUGGUGCUAAAGUUGAUCUUUGGUCUUGUGGUGUUGUUUUGUUUGUUUUGAUGGCUGGUUAUUUACCUUUUCAUGAUCAAAAUGUUAUGGCAAUGUAUAAGAAGAUUUAUAAAGGCGAGUUUAGGUGUCCCAGGUGGUUUUCACCUGAUUUGUCUAAACUUCUCAUUAAGCUUCUUGAUACAAAGCCUGAAACUAGGAUUGCUAUUCCUGAAAUCAUGGAGAAUAGGUGGUUUAAAAAAGGCUUCAAACAAAUUAAGUUUUAUGUUGAGGAUGAUAGGCUUUGUAGUGUUGAUGAUAAUAAUAAUUUUAUUGACAAUGAAGAUGAUACAGCUUCUAUAGCAUCUUUUUCUGAUUACUCGGUUUCGGAAUCGGAUUCUGAGUUUGAGACUAGAAGGAGGAAUGCUCCUUUGCCUAGACCUGCUAGUUUGAAUGCUUUUGACAUUAUUUCAUUCUCACCUGGUUUUGAUCUUUCUGGACUUUUUGAGGAAAAAGGCGACGAGAAUAGGUUUGUGACAGCUGCGCCGGUUUCCAAGAUCAUCAACAAACUGGAAGAGAUAGCUCAGUUGGUUAGUUUUUCUGUGAGGAAGAAGGAUUGUAGGGUGAGUUUGGAAGGUACAAGAGAAGGUGUGACAGGACCAUUGACUAUUGCUGCUGAGAUAUUUGAACUUACACCUUCUUUGGUUGUUGUUGAGGUGAAGAAAAAAGGAGGGGACAGAGCUGAAUACGAGAGGUUCUGUAACGACGAAUUGAAACCUGGAUUGCAGAAUUUGAUGGCAGAGGAAUCAGCAACUUCUUCAGCAUUGUCACCACGUACCGAACCGACUUUACUACGUGUGCUUUCUGAACCAGUUCAUCACAGCAUAACUUCGGAUAUUGAUGAAUCUCCACAUUAUUUACCUGAAGAGUGAGAUAGAGAAGAGAAAAUUAAGGUUCUUUUAUGUUUGUUCUUUAUAGAUUGUGUAUGAUAAUUUUUUUGUUCCAUCAUGAUGGUCCUCCUUUUAGAUUUGCUCCUUGACUUGAGCAUUAGAUGCUAAUGUAUUUUGUAUGUCCAAAUCCAAUUCCUAUACAAAGAAAGGCUAAUUGAAAUUUAGCUAAUAAUGGAGGAUAUUUUUCUAUGUUUUUCUUUGGUGUAUUGUUCCGUAUUUGUAUAUUACUUUUGCUUCUUAGAGCAUAGCAAGUAGUGAGAAAAUAGCAAAAACAGUUUAGUGCUAGUGCAUGAAGCAUUACAAAUGUUUUUUGUUUUAGUGCUUGCUACAUAGUACAUAUUAAUUUUAGAAGUUUGAGAUUGAUGGAGGAAAAAAUCUUUAAGGCUAUAUGGGAACAAUAAUAGAGGUCUCUUCUUGUGUACUACCAGUUUAAUAUGUGAUUCAUGUCUCCCUGCUUCAUAUUUCUACAGUGGACCACCUUGGACCGGUUCCUGAAAAUUACUCAAUAUCAACGAUGAUUGACGCCGCCUUUUAGAAGCAGAAACUCACAGUCUUCUUGGCCCUCACGAUUGAGAUGAUGACCUAAUUGCAGUGUUUGUUUUGACAAAAAAUAAAAGAAAGCAAUAUGAACUAAGUUUUAAAGUCGUAAUUUGUUUUCUCUUGUUUUUGUUGAGUUGACAUUGAUUAAGUCACUAUAUCAGACGUUCCGAUAAGGAGGAUCUUAAACUUCUA